Molecule: messenger RNA, 1632 nt
Organism: Pogona vitticeps (central bearded dragon)
Lineage: Eukaryota; Metazoa; Chordata; Lepidosauria; Squamata; Agamidae
Gene: PID1
Product: phosphotyrosine interaction domain containing 1
Biological process (GO): regulation of reactive oxygen species metabolic process; regulation of cell population proliferation; negative regulation of insulin receptor signaling pathway
Cellular component (GO): cytoplasm
Source: RefSeq, a predicted model, not a curated record
CGCGGAGGCGGCCUCAGGCGGGCAGGGGGGGGGCACUGGCGCAAUAGGACGGCGGAGCUCGCUUUGGAUGAGGAGGACCCGGCGCCGAGCUCGUGCGGUCUGGAAGUUCACGCCGGGCUCCCAGCUUCUUUCUGGAGGGCAAGCCUCCUCGCCUCUCUUUUCCUGCCCACCCCACCCGCGCCGCUCGCCCUUCGCGCCCUCCUCCUCCUCCUCCUCCGCUUGUCCGCCUUUUCUUCGCCCCGAGAGCUGACACACGCCGUGCAGAUGUGAGCGAGCCUGGCCAGAGCUCUGCUGCAGCCGCUCCACCGUCAGCCCCCGUCAGCAACAGUGUCCCGCCGCUCUCUCGCCCCACCAGGUCCCAGCGGGAGAAAUAUGUGGCAGCCGGCAACGGAGAGACUGCAGCACUUUCAGACCAUGUUGAAGACUAAGCUGAAUGUCUUAACUCUUCGGAAGGAACCUCUCCCCACAGUAAUCUUCCAUGAACCAGAAGCUAUUGAGCUGUGUACUACUACUCCAUUAAUGAAGACCCGAGCACACGCCGGAUGCAAAGUUACAUAUUUGGGUAAAGUUUCCACAACAGGGAUGCAGUUUUUGUCAGGAUGUACAGAAAAGCCAGUCAUUGAGUUGUGGAAGAAGCACACACUUGCCAGAGAAGACAUCUUCCCUGCAAAUGCCCUCCUGGAAAUCCGCCCUUUCCAGGUUUGGCUUCAUCACCUGGACCUCAAAGGAGAAGCAACUGUCCACAUGGAUACCUUCCAGGUUGCACGCAUUGCUUACUGCACUGCCGACCACAAUGUCAGCCCAAACAUUUUUGCUUGGGUUUAUCGGGAGAUCAAUGACGAUUUGUCCUACCAGAUGGACUGCCAUGCUGUAGAGUGUGAGAGCAAGCUAGAGGCUAAGAAGUUGGCUCAUGCCAUGAUGGAAGCCUUUAAGAAGACUUUCCAUAGCAUGAAGAAUGAUGGCCGGAUCCACAGGAACAGCUCUUCUGAGGAAAUGUCUCAUGAAUUAGAAUCUGAUGAUGGCUGACUUGAACUGGUUUGAUGGUUAAGCAAAAGCAGAAAUGGCCCUGGGAAUAGAAGCAUAUAGAUGAGUAAGCAACAGUUCAAUUUGGGAAUAAUGGAACUCCCAACACCUGACCGAUCAGCUUUUCAAAAUGAAAAAUAAGCAAUUCACUAUAUUUCCCCAAAUAUAUGCAUCUUUAUAAUAAUUGCAUCACAGUGAAAUCUGCUGCUGUUUUCUUAAAAUGUGACAAAGCUUGUUUUCUUGUUCGUCCAGUUUACCAUUCAGCCCCGCUUUUAUCUUUACAAUUCAGGUUUGUUUCUUAAAGUUGAUAAAUUAUUUUUAUUUUUUGGUUGGAAUCCAUUGAGAAGUUUUAACAAAAAGCUUGUUUUCAGAUUUGUUGCUAGCAUCUAAUGCAAUAGCAAAUGGGAUCUGUUUCUAUAGAGCAAGCAAGAAGGAAUAUAAAUUGAUGGCCACUGGGUAAUCCUUUGGGUGCCUCCCGGCUGAAACAGCUACCUGCAGCCUUUUAGAUAAACAGCCUGACAGUCUACAGUUAAUUCACAUUUCACAGUUUGAAUAUUCAAAGAUGCUUUUAUGUACACCUUAUAAUCAUAUGCUAUAUUUUAUUCAUUU